AUGUUCCCUUCAUCGUUGGUGCACCAAGUUCCUGAAGGUCACGUCGGAGCGUAUUGGAGAGGUGGUGCUCUUCGAACAUCAUUACAGAACCAGAUUCAUCAUGAGAUCAACCAGUUUUGCAGCUCUCAUUCCCUUCAGCAAGUCGACAUUGACAACUUUGACCAGAUUGAUGGGAAAAUGAAAGAGGCUCUUCAGGCUGAUUUCACACGUUAUGCUCCAGGUAUUGAGAUCAUUAGAGUGUGUGUGACAAAGCCGAAGAUCCCAACGAGGGUAAGACGUAUGGAAGAGGAACGCUCUAAGGUACGUUCUGUAAUACAUGAUAAAGAGGUAGGAAACUGUUUACAGAAUUGGAACUUAAUGGUUUUGAAUGUGUUUAUUGCUAUUGAGAAACAAAGGGUUGCUGAGAAUGAGGCGGAUACAAAGAAACUAAUGGCCAUUAGUGAAGCCGAGAAUAACACCAAUGUUAGCAAGAUUCUGAUGCAACAGAAGCUGACUGAGAAAGACAGAUUACGGAGGGAAGCAGACAUCGAGAAUCAGAUGUAUCUUGAUCGUCAAAAGAGUUUCACCGAUGCAGAUUACUACCGGUAA
Molecule: messenger RNA, 588 nt
Organism: Eruca vesicaria subsp. sativa (arugula)
Lineage: Eukaryota; Viridiplantae; Streptophyta; Magnoliopsida; Brassicales; Brassicaceae
Source: the annotation of a GenBank genome assembly